Molecule: messenger RNA, 1326 nt
Organism: Cynara cardunculus var. scolymus (artichoke)
Lineage: Eukaryota; Viridiplantae; Streptophyta; Magnoliopsida; Asterales; Asteraceae
Product: 50S ribosomal protein L1, chloroplastic
Exons: 7
Coding region: 19-1077 (352 amino acids)
Biological process (GO): translation
Cellular component (GO): large ribosomal subunit
Molecular function (GO): structural constituent of ribosome; RNA binding
Source: RefSeq, a predicted model, not a curated record
GCCAAGGAAAACCAGAAGAUGGCCUCCUCCUCUGCUUCCACUUCGGCUACUCUCACUCUGUCAUCGAUUCAUCUCACCCAAGAACCAAAAUCAUCCCUCAUCUCCUCCUUCACUUUCAAACCUAACUCUAAGACCAAAACCCUGGUUUUACAAUCCCAAUCAGAAUGCAUUAGACCCACCAUUUUGAAGUCCGGUUUUGUAGGUUAUGCUUCUUCCAAGAAUUCCCCAUUUUUGGUUUCUGCGGUGUCUGCUGAAGCCGAAUUGGAUGAAGAUGUUGAUGAGGAAGUCGAAGGUGGCGGUGUCGCUACGGCCGCUCCUCCUUCCUCCACCAAGCCUAAGAAAGGAAAAGCUGCUUUGCCUCUUAAGAGAGACAGGACUAGGGCAAAGAGAUUCUUGGAAAUUCAAAAGCUGAGGGAGGUCAAGAAAGAGUAUGAUGUGAAAACUGCAGUAUCAUUGCUCAAGCAAAUGGCAACCACAAAGUUCACUGAAAGCGCAGAAGCACAUUUUCGUCUCAACAUUGACCCAAAAUAUAACGAUCAGCAGCUGAGAGCAACAGUAAAUUUGCCCAAGGGAACUGGGCAGGUUGUAAGGGUGGCUGUUCUAACUCAAGGUGAAAAGUUCGAUGAAGCAAAAAAUGCAGGAGCAGAUAUAGUUGGUGGAGAGGAUUUGAUAGAACAAAUUAAAGGAGGAUUCAUGGAUUUUGACAAACUGAUUGCAACUCCAGAUAUGAUGCCUAAGGUUGCCAGUCUUGGAAAGAUUUUGGGACCGAGAGGACUGAUGCCAAACCCUAAGGCUGGAACUGUUACAACCACUAUACCUCAGACCAUAGAGGAAUUUAAGAAAGGGAAAGUGGAAUUCAGAGCAGAUAAAACAGGAAUUGUUCACUUGCCAUUUGGGAAGGCCAAUUUUUCAGAAGAAGAUCUUCUAACAAACCUGAUGGCUGCAGUGAAAUCAGUGGAAUCAAACAAGCCAACUGGCGCAAAAGGAGUAUAUUGGAAAAGCGCGCAUAUAUGCUCAUCGAUGGGGCCUUCAAUCCGGUUAGAUAUAAAGGACAUGCUUGAUUUCAAGCUUCCAUAGGAUGUCUAAAGAAUAACCAUAGAAGAUGUAAAUUGAAUCAUCAUCUGCUGCUUGCUUAAUUAGCUUCUUGAGCUCUGUUCUUGAAAAAGGAAAGAGAAGUAAGGUCACAUGGUUGAUAGAGAAGUAAAAGAGCAAGAAAGCUGUUUCUUGGAUCAUUAGUGUUCUUCCUUUUUAUGCCAAUUCAACAAAACAUUUGCAAUUUGUAUGACUUAUUCUGGUUGAGAGUUUUUUUAAUAUUGGCUUUCCACA